This is a messenger RNA of Anoplopoma fimbria (sablefish), 6271 nucleotides long. RefSeq names its product stAR-related lipid transfer protein 9-like. Gene Ontology annotation, molecular function: lipid binding. The record is from RefSeq and is a predicted model, not a curated record. NCBI's taxonomy places the organism in Eukaryota, Metazoa, Chordata, Actinopteri, Perciformes, Anoplopomatidae. The transcript is spliced from 11 exons. The coding region runs from base 34 to 4032 and encodes 1332 amino acids.
GAAGUUCGACAGGUUAGAAGUAAAGAUGCAGGUAUGUCUACUGCAGUGUCAGUGAGCAAAUCUCAAAUGAAGACUUUCUCAGCUGGAACUCAGGAUAAAAGUGAAGUUAAAGCUAGUAGAGAUUACAUCCAAAAAAGACACUCUUUACAAGUGAUGUCACAAAGGACAAAUGUAGAAAAAAUCAUCCCGUAUGCAAAGCAAAGUGAAUCACAACAGGACUCCCCGAUGCAUUUUGCCUCCAGCGACAUCAACCCUUUUGUUCACCAGUGGCAGGGCGAUGACUCAAACCAACGCUGUCAUAAGAACCCCGCAUUCGGAAGUGCUGCUGACCUGUCCUGUAAGUCUCCACUUUUGAACAGCGCUGAGAAACGUAUAACGAGAUGCUGCAGUGUUGACAAUGGUUUGAACGGGCAGAACUCGCCUUUCCAUUCCCAUCUGAGCACGUAUGCCACCAACAAGGGGCUCUCCAGUACGCUGAGCAGUAUGGAGGAUUAUAAGGAACAAGGGAACAAAACCGCUCAGCUCACGCCCUGUCAACAAGCGUCUGUUGGUCAUUUAGCCAAUCUGACAGUGACCGGCAGUUCUUCAAGUGGUAACAACUCGAGUCAGGUGGAUGAAAUUAUGUUGGUGUACUCGUCUGAGCAAGAGUCCCAUGGAAGCAAAGUAUCGAACCAAAGGAGGAGGACAUGUGAGUAUGGCACUCAAACUGAGCCUGGCCUUCAGCCGGUAAAUAUCGGCAACAGCAGCAGUAGUGCUCCAAAGAGGAGAGAGCGGCACAAAAGGAGUAACACUGAUGUACCGGCAACACAGAAAACCAAAAUGGGCAUGAAAGAAUCUACAACGUGGGCCAGUAUGGAAAGCAUGUCGGCUCACCUCUCAAAGCUGAUCGACAGCACCUCAGACCUGCUGGGGGACGUCCAGGGAAUGAGAUCAGGAGAAGUCAGCAAAUCCAGCCCGAGGAGGAGGAGUGUCAACAUGUCAAAUAUCAGCGUCUCUUACAGUGCGUCUAAUGACUGCACACAGAGAGACUGCCCGACUCAAACAGCCAUAGAUGUCGGGAUCCAGACAGAGAGGUCUUCAACACCAGCCGUGAAGGACGUCCCUGCUCAUCAAACACCCAGUGAAAGGUCCAAUUCUCAUGAGGUCAAUGUGAUAGUGAAAGUGAUUGGUUCUGAGGUUGUCGCUGUGUCCCAAGACAAGAAUGUGCACUGUGUGGUGAAGAGUACGGAUGAAAAGAUUCAGAGCAUAUCUGACCUGAGCUUUAACACCUCUGCUGCAGCACAAAGGUCCGCCUCACAAUCGGAGAAUAAAACACCUCCUUUGAAGACGGCGGUUGAAUGUCUGAGACGUGUAACAACUGCUUCUUCUGGAGGCUCAAAGCAAAGCACGCCCGAGGCACUGUUCCACAAAAGUGUAACAAUAUCUGAAGUCUCUCACAGUUCAUCACAAAACAGCCAUCAAGGAAAUCACAGUCCCUCUUUUAAAAAGAAUUCAACACUUUGUUUAAAUAAACAAGCAACAUACACAGACCGUGCAUCAUCCCCCAUUCGUACUGUGGGAACAAGUUUACGUAUGAAGCUGAGAGGAAACCAAUCAACACUAAAUAAACACCAUCAUUCUGAGAAAGACAAUAUUACUGUGUGUUCUAGCAAACAUUCAGCCAGCACAACUGUUUCAGAGGAUGAGCGAAUGCCUAGACACGAUUGUGAUGUUUCCUCUUGUACAUCCGAAUCUGUAUCACUUGAGAAGGUGAGUGAAAUGAGUUGCUCAAGCGCUAAAGGCUCUAUGAGCGUUAGUGCGUCACUGGAUAGAUAUACAGACACUGACAGGAGACAUGUUACCUAUAAUGACUCCAAAUAUCAGAGUACCUCUCAGCAGUGGAGGACUUCUACUUCAACUAAAGGUUUAACUAUGCAGAACCACAUCUCUCCCAUAUUAAAACCAGCUGAUGUGCACAAACAGCAGGCUAAAGCAACACAUGGAAAGACAUUAAGCUACUCCAGACCUGCAGGAGAUGCUGUUGAUUUUUGCGUUGAUUCAUACAAUCCCUCCCCGGUCAUCAACAGUACUGUUCCAAUCCAAGAGGACGACAUGGUGUCACUGGCGCCCAGCGAGUGCAACACAGAUGUCCUCGUGAACACUGAACCCGUCACCAGCGUGUCCCCGUCUCAUCAUCAACACCAAAUAGCCCCAGAGGACCUGCCCAUGCACAACAAAUUCACCAACUGGUCGGGCAUCAACCUUCUGCAAUCAAAACACUCCAACAAGCCGGGCACAUAUCCUACCAAAGAUAACGACAGGAGCGGAAACUGUGCCGAGUGGGGCGAGAUGGAGAGCUACGGCUCAAACGUAGAAUCCACGGCGCAGAGCGACAGAAGGGCCAGAGAGAUCGAGAGGCUGCGACAGGACAGAGAGCAGGUGAUGGCAACGGUCAGCCUCAACAUGAACCCGACGCCUCUGACUGUGGAGCUGACGGAGGCCAAGCUGCACUACGGCCUCGGAGAGACGGAUACGAUGUUAAAGAUGCUGUCGCCGAGGACCAGAGAAGAGCUGGAGACACCGACCUCUGCUUCCACAAAGCAGCAGCUGUAUGAUAGACACCGCAGGAGUAUUGAAGGUUUGAGACUGGAGAGAGAAGAACGUCUCCAGACUUGCCGGAGAGCUCGGAGUCUGAGUCCCAGCAAACAUCCUCGCUCAUCUCAACAAGAGGCUGUUUCCUCCUCCAAGGUGUCUGCCGCCAUGCCCAGUCGGCGUAAAGAGCACCUACAACAGCUCCGCCAAGAGGUGAUAGAUAGCACCAGAAUACCAGACCCCCCACGAGGAGAGGGACACUGUCCAUCUGACAUUGAGCAGCUGUUGCGCGACUACGGCCGAGCUCGAGAGGAGGCCAGGACUGAGAUUGCAAAGGCGCGAGAAAGACUGCGAGAAAGAACUGAGCAGGAGAAAAAGAGGCUUCAGCAGCAGGCUCUGUCCCAGGAAGUCAAGGAUGACCUGAGACAUCGGACAAGAAUCAGUAACAGCACCUUAUGCACCGGAUCCAGCUUGAGUCUUUCCUCUGGACCAACGUCAGGUUACAACAGCGGAAACACUGCACAGCUACAGCACGGCAACAGACCACUUCUGACUGGACAGAUCUCAGAGACCCAGGAUGAAGGGCUGAAGGUCAGGACGCGUCCACCUAUAUGUGGUCCUCAAAGUGUGAAGUCACAGAGAGUCUGGCUGUCUGCCCACGAUGUUCGCUUUGAGCCUCCUGUCACCAUGUUUGAGCCCCUGAUGACUUCAUCUCCAUCACCCUCAACUUGUGCUCGUCAACGCACAGCCUCCUUUGGCUCCUCCUCUUCCAUAUCCACGACCUAUCAGGACAUCACAUCUAGCCUCCUCGGGAGAGCUAUGGCUGAGGUGCGACUGGCUUCCUCUGGGGAUUUGAGCAACCUGCUAAUGAGCAAGGCCACAGCAGGCUGGAGGUACCAGGGAGAAGAACAAGGUGUCCAGGCUUACUCCAAGCCCUCCUCCAGCCCGUCUGUCCAUGGUUUCCUUGGAGCCGGGGAGCUGGACAGACCUCUGGACAGUCUGUGGACCACAAUCCGCCAGCUGUCCAAGAGCCACAUGUACAAUCAGUCGGUCCGUUCUGUCUGGACACGACCACUAGAUGACAGCACUCAGCUAGUUUAUGUACUAACAGAUCCGUCCACCUGCCACCUCAGCCAGCCGCGGGACUUCUGCUGCAUCAGCACCGAGUCCAAACAGGGUGGCUUUUGCGUGCUGGCAAUGCAGUCUGUGUUCGAGGAGUCUCUGCCUCGUCCCAGUGUGGAUGCCGUCCGAGGGGAGAUGAUGCCCAGUUGCUGGAUCCUGCAGCCAAUAAGACGUAGUGGACAGGAAGCCACCAGGGUCAUUUACCUGUUACAGGUGGACUUAGGAACUCCAUCCUUCCCCCAACGACUGUUGAACACUGUUGCCAGAAGACAUGCAGCUGUCAUCGCUGAUCUUGACGCUUUCCUCUCCAAAUCCACAGCACUCAUGACGACGCAUUAGCAGUGAGCACUUAGAGUAAACUGUCUCCAGCAGGGAGGUAGUCUGUCUUUUGAAAUUGCACCUGAAAUUCAUUUACUUGACUUUUUUUUUAUUUCUAAGAGCACUGUUAAAUUGUUUCCCAGUCACAAAGUUGAAGCAGCUUUUUUUUUUUUUAUAUAUAUAUAUGAAGGUAUUUUUUGAUAAAAUAUUGAGACUGUAUUUUUAUAUUUGCAAUGUACGUUAAUGCAUGUAACAAUCACAAUCCUAUUGUACCAAAGAUUAAUUAGAAAUACAGAGUACUACUUUCCACGACACAUUUAAUGUACUUCUUUAUGUCUAGAAAGCGUAAAAAUUUUAUUAUCCAAGGCUGCAAAGCUACCCCACCUAAUCGCUUCAUUCCUGUGACGAAAUAGGUUUAAAAUACACUGAUGAGUAUCAGCCAUUUAAGACCCUGAAUGCCUGUUUGCAAUAUAGACUCCAUUGAUUUCUACCAUAUUGUAAAGUGGACAAACAAAUAUAUCAAGGUCAACAUCAUAGCUAGAAAACCAUUUUAAAUUGAAUUUAAAGCAUAGAUCAACAGAUAAUCCAAGGUUACACUGAUUUACAGUGUAUUUACUACGCAAGUGUUUUUUACUUUCCAUCCAUCUAUGAUAGACAGAUAAAUAGAUGCAGCCAGCUUUGUUGUCACAGUGACAUGUCAACAAACCUGAGAUUAUACAAGAGGCAGUCACACUUUGUUCCAUAUCUGGGUCAAGCAGAUUUUGCAAAUAUUUGCAUGUUAAUGCUUUGGUACAGCCUAUUUGGAUAGAUGAUGAGGGCGGUUUGCUGGAUAUGACUAUAAUAUUAAAGCUGGAACACUGAGACGUUCAUACAAGGGAAAGUAUUUGAAGGUCAGUUGAGUUUAUUUCAUGUGAAUGUCAACUGAGGUGACACCUGAGUUGUCAUGAUGAGGUAAACAUCAUCCAAACAUAUGAAGGAAACAUUUGCAAACACAGUUAAACCCCCUGAUUUGUUACAGCAUAUAUGUGUACAUAUUUCCUCAGGCACUGCUUAUUUUAACCACUCAGAAACGUUUAUAAAAUGAACUUCAAAUAGGAAAUGUAAAUAUAUGUAAGGGCCUGUACGAAAAUCUUUGGGGGUGGCACUUUUUUCCGGUCCUGAAUUUUUAUUUCAGGCUCUCUUUGUAAUAAAUUUGUUAGUUACAUAAAUUGUUACAAUAAAAGACUCUUUAAAGGUUAAGAGAAAACAUUAAAGACCCCGGGGAGGAAGUGAAAUAAGGUCCAACUACUCCAAUAAUUUUCGUACAGUCCCUGUUGGAUCGUAAUGUGCUGCAUUGAAGGAAUCCUAAGAAUGAUUUAGCUACUCCUCAUCCGUUAUUUGUAACGUAAUUUGAAACCACUCAGCAGCACUCUCUCGCUGCAGGAACCGAAUCCCUUUAACAACAGUUUCAUAGCAACACAGGGAGAUGGUGCUGAGAACCUUUUGGAUAUAAAAAGUAAAAGUAGCCACAUCACCUGGCUUGUGGAAGUGUCCUUGAGCAAGAUACUAAAGAUCCAGAUAUGAUGCUCUGUAGCUGACGCCAACCUCCCUUUUAUUGCAUGAUUAAAGCUGCAGUAUGACAUGAACACAACAUGGUACCCCAAAUCUGCAUAAGCUCAGUUUUAAGGCCUCUUGUUCUCACGUUUCUGAAGUAUGUGGUAUUUAUUUUGUUCCUCUUGCCUUCUGUUUUUAAAAUGCUGUUGAAUGUGUUAUGUAGUUGUGAUGGGUUAAUUAUAUUUUAUGAGCAGAGCACGGUGCCGUGUUUACGCCCGCUUGCACAAAACUGUUAAUGCAUUUAUUAAUGUAACAUAUUAAAAAAAAGCUAUUUUGUUUUUGUUUGUGCAGUGUUGAAGCUAUGCAGACGCUGAUCAAAGGCAGGACUGUGCUCAGUCAAAGCCGGGACAGCUGUGCCCAGAUAUGAAGCCAUAUUAUUUACAGUAGUUGAAGGUUCGGGAUUGUUUUUGGCAGCGCUCAGAUUGUGACUAAAGAUGUUCCCCGGGGAACCAAAGAGAAAGACACACAAAUACUGAAGACACAUAGUGAAGGAACAAACACAACUUUUUGUACUGAUUUAUUUUUGUAUGUGUUCAUUUCAUUUUGUAAAAAGCAUUGUUAUUUAUGUUUUUGAUGAUGUGUUGUAAGUGUAUUUUAUUAUAAACACCCGGCUUCCUGUUGCUAAUAAGAUGUUCUGUGGCCCGUGUGUUUGGCCGUUUUAUAUGAA